This is a messenger RNA of Melampsora larici-populina 98AG31, 630 nucleotides long. RefSeq lists its product as uncharacterized. The transcript has 2 exons. NCBI's taxonomy places the organism in Eukaryota, Fungi, Basidiomycota, Pucciniomycetes, Pucciniales, Melampsoraceae. Bases 1 to 630 code for a protein of 209 amino acids. The record is from RefSeq and is a predicted model, not a curated record.
AUGACCAAAUUCUUCUCAGCUUAUGACCAGCUCGUGGUUUGCUUUCGCGCUGCUUCUGACGCUUGGGAGCAACAAGAAGCCAACUCCAAAUCUUCUCUGACGCCGCACCUUCUUCUACACACCUUGUUCAGCCCCGCGGAGGCAUUUGAUAUCAUGAGAUCAGAGACUGAUCUCUUGAUCAAAAUUCUCAAGUACUCAUCCAUUAGCUGGAUUGUAGCUGGGCUUUUUCUUGCUUCUGUACGUGUAUUUGACCAUCUCUCCAUCUUUCUUGAUUAUGAUAAUGAACGCGAAUCGCUCAAGGAUGCCGAUGGGAUGUUUUACGCCAUUGCAGUCAUUGCAUUUGUCAAAGUCAUUCGCUCUUCGUUCAAGAUAGUUAAAAGUGGCAAGAUAGGCUCAUGUGAAAUUCCAACAGAAAACAUUAUCGAGAGAAGCAAACGCGCUUUCAAAAGCAAGAAGAGAUUCCCUGGGGCAGGAUGGUGGCGAAAUACUGAAUUGGCAAGCCACGAGCUUUGUGCGGUUGAUCUACCGCUUCAGCAACCGAUCAACGAACCGUCUCAAAAUCAGAUCGAACUGGAAAAAGGCUAUAGUAAGGUCAAACAGGAUGUUUUUGAAAAAAUGACUGAGAGCUGA